UUUUAAAAUAAUCAAAUUAGUCAUUGCAUAAAAAUACAAACAAGUUAGAGUUUAGUUGUUCUGAUAUUCUCUGUUUGUAUUGAAGAAAAUUGCAAAAAAGUGAAAGUGGCGUGCUUGUUCGUGAAUCAUCGCUCAUCAUAAAAGGAUAUAAUAACGCGAAUGACUAAUCCGUAAUUAUCAACUAGUAUACCUCUUCAAAUAUUAUUUUCGACACGUAGCAGUGGCAACGCAUUUACUCUACAUUUAUAUUUAUACGCAAAUUUAAUUUCACAACGUCAUUCAACUUCAAAUCAACUUUAUCCCAUAAUGGCCGAUCCUCGCAUUCGCACGUUGAAAAUCAAGACCGGCGUUGUUCGCAGAUUGGCAAAAGAAAAGCUCACAUACGAAAAGGAGGCUGAUCAGCAGCGCACACGCAUUGAGAAGUACCAAACUGAAGGUAAGGAUGAAUAUGACAUCCGUAAACAGGAGGAAGUCCUUCAAGAGUCUGUGAUGAUGGUCCCGGAUUGCCAACGUCGUCUUGCAAAAGCAUAUGAAGAAUUGCAGACAAUUCUUAACUCGGAGACAGAUCUCAAAGAAUCUGAAGAUUAUCAAACUGCGUUGACUACUCUGGAGGAGGCCAAGGCACAGUUACCAAAACCUGAAGAGGGUGCACAAAUGUGUUAAGACCGCCUUACUACCUAUAAUUUUACUGAUCUAAUAUUAAUUAAUUAAAAAGUAUAUUCAAAUAA
Messenger RNA from Dalotia coriaria, 728 nucleotides. It is a transcript of the gene Tbca, whose product is annotated as Tubulin binding cofactor A. The transcript is spliced from 2 exons. Gene Ontology annotation, molecular function: beta-tubulin binding. NCBI's taxonomy places the organism in Eukaryota, Metazoa, Arthropoda, Insecta, Coleoptera, Staphylinidae. Gene Ontology annotation, cellular component: cytosol; microtubule cytoskeleton. The coding region runs from base 307 to 663 and encodes 118 amino acids. The record is from RefSeq and is a predicted model, not a curated record. Gene Ontology annotation, biological process: tubulin complex assembly; post-chaperonin tubulin folding pathway.